AUGACUGGACAAUUACGUGUGUCUGUUAUUGGUUCGGAGACACGCCAUCCUGAGAAACCCCCACUGACUUAUACGGUCUACCGCACAUCUGUGAACUAUCAGGGCAUUUGCUACCACCGUCUCAUCCGUUUUCGACACUUUUGGUCCUUUGCCAAGCACCUAAAACUGGCACCAAAUGCUGCACCAAUUUCUGUGAAGUUGCCACCUAAAAUUUGGUGGAGUCGUCAGGUGUCUCUCCAGUCUGAGACCGUUGAAGCCCGACAAGUGCUGUUGAAUGAGUUUAUGCAGCAAGUGAGUACUCGUCCAUUGACGCCACGGAGCAAAGAGCGACUGCUAAAGUUGCUACAAGUGGGAGAGUUUGCACCUAAAGAAGAAGAAGAUCGUGUGAUUAAUAGUCGACUGAGCUUGAAACAACAAAGUGUGACAUUGACAGAACCCAUGUCUGAGAUUUUAGACGCCAACCAUCUCUCGCUCCAGUCGGACGUAAGUCAUCAACUGCCUGUAAACAACGAAAAACAGCCUCAAGAUUCUCUGACAGAUGAAAAGGAAGAGUGCUGUACAGCGGACCAGGUGCAGGAUGUGACGAAUAGCCUUUUGAUGCGACGUCAGGGCUCUGGAACUUCCAGUAACCCGACGUCCGAUGACACGGAGACGAGGGUAGAUUGCUCCAUGUUGACACCGUUGACACCCCCGUUACAAGUACAAAUUCGUCCCGUCAGCAUUUCGCCAACUUCACAGAACGUGAAACGCGUCAUAUCCGACUCCAGUACGGACGCGGAUCAACUGUCAUUGAAAGAAGAAGACAGGGACUCGACCGAUCCCGAGUGCCGCUACGCUGGUCAGAUCAAACAAUGCAUUGCUAGCAUUGAGGACAUUGUGGACAGCAGUCGCAAGCUCGAGGUCCACAUUCGCGAGAAGCAUACGGUGUGA
This is a messenger RNA of Peronospora farinosa, 930 nucleotides long. Lineage: Eukaryota; Oomycota; Peronosporomycetes; Peronosporales; Peronosporaceae. The record is from the annotation of a GenBank genome assembly.